Molecule: messenger RNA, 2994 nt
Organism: Ricinus communis (castor bean)
Lineage: Eukaryota; Viridiplantae; Streptophyta; Magnoliopsida; Malpighiales; Euphorbiaceae
Product: cyclin-dependent kinase C-2 C
Exons: 9
Coding region: 550-2646 (698 amino acids)
Biological process (GO): positive regulation of transcription elongation by RNA polymerase II; protein phosphorylation
Cellular component (GO): nucleus; cyclin-dependent protein kinase holoenzyme complex
Molecular function (GO): ATP binding; cyclin-dependent protein serine/threonine kinase activity; RNA polymerase II CTD heptapeptide repeat kinase activity
Source: RefSeq, a predicted model, not a curated record
AAUAAUGAGGUGCACUGUAGCUGUUAUUGGCAGUUGGGCUUUUGCAAUUGCAACCACCAUAAGGACCCCUCUCUCUCGGAAUCAACUAACGGAAAAUUAUAACAGAACUUAUCUAACGGUUACAUUUCACCUGUCUCUCUCUCCCUUUCUCUUCUUUUUGCAAAAACAAGGAAACAGACACACACACAAAAAGAAAGAAAGAAAAGCCAUAAACACCACUCUUCUUCUUCAAAAAAAGGAAAAAAAAAAAGAGAAAAGAAAAGAGAGAAGACAUGAACCAAAAUAGGACCCAUCUCUCUCUUCCUUUAAUCUCGGACUAUUGUUUUGCCCACCCGCAAAUCUCGCGUGCCCCAUAUCGACAAACACUCUCAACCCAUUCCCUCCAAAGAAGAAGAAAAAGAAAAAAGAACAUUUUUUCGUUUUCGUUUCUUUUCUUGUUGGGUAUAACCCAAAUGCUAAAAGAGUUUGAUGUAAUGUGAUAACUGCUACAAUCAAAAUUAGAUAAAAACCCAUUUUCCCAAUCUGGGUUUGGGUCCUAGAUUCGGGUUAAUGGGUUGCGUUACCUCUAAACGGUCAGUCUCGGUGGCUGCCGGAGCUGCUGCUGCAUCCUCCUCACCGUCUCUGGGUUUUAACGACCGUAGUACGGCUGCUUCAUCAAGACAGCCAUCUGGUUCUUUUCAUUUUGAUCAGAAAAGCAAGAAAGAUAGAAAAGAUCAUAGCUUUAGUAGACGCAGAAAGGAAAGUUGUGACCUUGAUAAUAAUAACAAUAAUAAUGAGGACGAAAAUGGGUUUAAUCAGAGUAGCAAUCAUGAAAGCAAAAAGUAUAGGAGGAGGAGUUCCAGUGGACAGAGUAAUUUUAAGUUGGGAUUUUCUAAUAGGCAGAAUGUUAGUGCCGAACAGAUUGCUGCUGGGUGGCCUAGUUGGCUUAGUUCUGCAGCUGCUGAAGCUAUUCAUGGUUGGGUGCCUCUACGAGCUGAUUCUUUUGAGAAAUUGGAGAAGAUUGGACAAGGAACAUAUAGCAGUGUGUUCCGAGCACGGGAAGUAGAAACUGGAAGGAUGGUUGCACUGAAGAAGGUUCGCUUUGACAAUUUUCAGCCAGAGAGCAUUAGAUUUAUGGCACGUGAAAUACUUAUUCUCCGCAGGCUUGACCAUCCAAACAUAAUAAAGUUGGAGGGCAUCAUUACAUCUCGAUUGUCGAGCAGCAUAUACCUUGUAUUUGAAUACAUGGAGCAUGAUCUUGCUGGACUGUCAUCUUCUCCAGACGUCAAGUUCAGUGAGUCACAGGUCAAGUGUUACAUGAAGCAACUAUUACAUGGAAUUGAGCACUGCCAUUUACGAGGUGUAUUGCAUCGGGACAUUAAGGUGUCCAACAUUUUAGUCAACAAUGAAGGGAUUCUAAAAAUAGGAGAUUUUGGACUGGCCAAUGUCCUUAACCCAAAGAACAAGCAUCAACUGACCAGUCGUGUUGUGACUUUAUGGUACCGACCCCCUGAACUCUUGAUGGGUUCAACAAGUUAUGGAGUAUCCGUGGACCUAUGGAGUGUGGGUUGUGUAUUUGCAGAACUUCUUGUUGGGAAGCCUCUCCUAAAGGGGAGAACUGAGGUUGAACAAUUACACAAGAUCUUCAAGCUUUGUGGUUCUCCUCCUGACGAGUAUUGGAAACAAUGUAAGCUUCCUAAUGUUACCAUGUUUAAACCCCAGCAUAUUUAUGAAAGUUCACUUCGAGAGAGGUGCAAGGAUUUCCCAACUGCUGCUGUGGACUUGAUAGAAACUUUUCUUUCCAUAGACCCAGAAAAGCGUGGGACUGCCUCCUCUGCUCUUUUGUCUCAGUACUUUAACACAACACCAUAUGCAUGCGAUCCGUCAAGCUUACCAAAGUAUCCACCAAACAAAGAAAUGGAUGCCAAAUAUCGAGAUGAAACACGGAGGAGAAUGUCUGGUGUUCGAGCCAGAGAUGCUGGAGCACCAAGAAGAUCAAGAAAAGUUAAUAGAACAUUGCAAGAAUGCAACAUUCUCAAUAAAUAUGCAUCAAAAGAGGAAAUGAAAGAUAAAACUCAAGUUGUUUGUAAACUCAAUGACGGUAAUACCCAGAUGUUGAAUAGAGGAAGAGGAGGUGUGAGCAGAGAAGUAAGUUCUUCAAUUGACACAACCUCGGACACUUCCCAAGCAACAAAAGGAGACUGUAUUUUCAUGGGACCAGCACCGGUCAUAGCUUCAAGUGGCUUUGCAUGGGCAAAAAGGCGGCAAGAGGAUGCUUCGUCCACAUUAUCUUACAACCAAUCUAUGUCAAUGACUCAAAUUAGUGCAUUAGAUUCAUCGAGUUUCAGCUUCGCAAACAGUUCCUUUAAUUUAACAAAAGAAGAGGAGAGCAGCCGUGGCUCUCAUGAGGCUGCAUCCAAUCAUGUGAUGCAGAAGAAACGAAGCAGAUUCGAUUCAUCAGAUUCUUUUGAUGCAUCAAAUAUAUACUAUUUCUAUGAUUCAAAGGCAAAAAUUGAGUAUAGUGCGGAAGACGAUAAAGAAAGGGAGAAGGUUGAAUUUUCUGGACCGCUGUUAUCUCAGGCAUAUAAAUUUGAUGAGCUCCUGCAAAGGAAUGAAAGUCAAAUACGCCAAGCAACUCGAAGAUCAAGGAUAAAUAGAGACAAGUAAGGCGCAUAGAUUCUGGUAUGGAAGACUGGAAGGCAAUGCUCAUGCAGACUUGCUAGCUAACUCGGGACAUGGGUUGCUAGUUGGCCCUGAUGCUUCUUGCUGACAUUGAUACUGCAACUGCCUGCCUUUAGGUUCAGAACCUCCUCUGAUUUUGUGUCCAUUGUAUUAGGUGCUCAAAAAAGAAAAAAGAAAGUUCUUAUAUUUGUAAUGUAUAACGGACUGAUCAAAUAGAAAAUGAAGAUCAGGUCUCAGAGGUGCCAAACCCACCGCCAUCCCCAAAACACAAAAAAUGAAAAAGGAAAACGAAAGGAUAUUUGUUUAACAAUAUGAUGCAGCACACAUUGUUCA